AUGGACAUCCCAGAACUGGCCUCCGCCUAUACACCGGUGCAAUUAACCAAGUAUUUGAACUACAUCGCUCUACCAGAUCAAUAUGCACAAUAUAUCAACGAGCCAGACACAUUCCCCAAAACCGAAGAAGCAUUGAAAGAUCUCUUCCGGUGUCAGAUCACUCGAUUUCCAUAUGACAACCUGACGUGCCAUUAUUCCGCUACCCAACUAGCGGAGAUCCAACCCGGCAAAAUCUACACCAAAGUCAUCGGAUGCGACGACACAACCCCCUCCUGUCGAGGAGGCUACUGUUUGGAAGUCAGCAUUUUCUUCCAUCACGUGCUGCGCGGCCUAGGAUUCUCAGUAUACAUGACUGGCGUUCGGAAUCGAGAGCGGAUAGAUGGUAUACCACAAGGCGAAUUCAAGGGCUGGACACACAUCGUCAACAUCGUCCGUCUACCUAGCGGCGCAGAGUACCAUUUGGACGCAGCGUUCGGUGGAGACGGGCCAACAAGUCCUCUGCCGCUGAUCUCGGGACAGGUAACGAAGAACCUGGGAUCACAAGAAGUGAGAUUAAUUUACGACAAUAUGCCGAAGCAGACGCGCAAAGGGCAGAAGGUCUGGAUAUAUCAAUAUCGCAAUGCUGCGGACAAGCCGUGGAAUUCCUUCUAUUCGUUUGCGGAACUGGAGUUUUUCCAGGAUGAUUUCGAAGUGAUAAAUCGAUUCACCAGUUGGGACGCUGUGCAAAAACGCAGUUUCGUCGUGGUCAAGUUCAUUCGAAAUGGGGAGACGGCGGGAUUGCCUUUGUUGGAGGGAGAGGUGUUGGAGAAAACGGAUGAUAUCUUUGUUGCUGGGAAGAUUAUGAUGGUUAACAACGUUGUCAAGUUGAAUAUGGGUGGGAGGACGAGGGUCAUUGAUUCAUUUGAAACUCAGGAGGGGAGGUUUGAAGCGCUGAAGAAGUGGUUCUCUAUUUAUUUGUGA
Messenger RNA from Penicillium samsonianum, 960 nucleotides. RefSeq lists its product as uncharacterized. Bases 1 to 960 code for a protein of 319 amino acids. Gene Ontology annotation, molecular function: acetyltransferase activity. The record is from RefSeq and is a predicted model, not a curated record. NCBI's taxonomy places the organism in Eukaryota, Fungi, Ascomycota, Eurotiomycetes, Eurotiales, Aspergillaceae. The transcript is spliced from 2 exons.